AUGAGUCUCAAAGAUUUUCCUGCUGUUUCAAGAUAUGAUUCGACUCCUGGGCCUGGAGCUUACGGCGAUGAUUUGAGGUCAUCGUUUGGUAAUCAAUAUUCUAUUGGCUUUACCAUUCGACCAAGAUAUCAAGAGAAAAAAUCUCUCACAGCCAAUGUUGAUUAUAUGCCACUUACAAGUACCCUUGGCGGCAGGAAAUCAGCGAUUGGUCCAAGAUACAAAGAUAGAGCAAUUCAAGAUACCGCAGGACCAGAAUUUUUACCAAAUCCAAAAGAAUACUUUACAAAAUCUGUAAAAAUUAAAAACAGGUAUAAAGAUCCAGAUACUUCUCAUUUACCUGGACCCGCUGAUUAUUCAAUUCAAGAUCUAUCUGGAACUAAGGUACCCGCAAUGGUUUCACGCGGCCCUAUUGUACUAGAUCUUGUUCCUGAUUCACCUGGUCCUGCGGCAUAUUCAACCAGAAGUAAAGUUGGUAGCGAUACUCCCCGCACCGCAAUACGCCCAAGAACAGGUCAAAUGGAAUCAAGAGAUAAGAAUCCUGGAUACACGUACAAUCAACCUAGUAGAAUUGGAAGUGGAAGUCCAGCUUGGACGAUCUCUCGUCGUGAUAACUCACGAAAUUCUAUAAAUUUUCCUCCAAGUUCAGCUAGCGAUUACAAUAACCAAAACGAAGAUUUUGGUCCGCCAACAAAAUUAAACGGAAAGCCAACAAAAACCGCAACUUCUCCUAAUUCAACUCGAAGAACCAAGAUACAUUCAGAUGUUCCCGAUAAUGAUGCUAGUGCAUUCAAUAAUUCAUCAAAUAAUCAAAACUCAAAUGCAGAUUCUUCUCGAUUAUCUAAUAGAGGCGGAUUAAGCACAUCAAGACGUUCUCACAAUACAAGGAGCAGUAAUAGCUCAACUCCUGGUCCUGGAGCAUACGAAAUUACAACAGAAUUCAGCCACAAAAUUGGCCCAGCAAUCAGGCCAAGGACUGCAACAUCCAGAUCUAUAAAUGACUGCAAUGCGCCAUAUGAAAAUACUCGCCGCUUUCCCGAAGUUAAACAAAAGACUAUUGCUCCUCAAUGUAGAACAGAUUUUACUGAUGUUGCAACUGUUGAUUGUCAACAUGUAGUUCUCCAAUCUACCUUAGAUCAACGUGAUAUUAAGAUCGGCCUUAAGUUCCCAGAGAAAACUGCUCAACCUAUGCCUGGACCAACUGAUUACUCCCCUGAUAAUCCAUCAUUCAGGUCAUUUAGUGCCUUUUCAGUUAAAGGACCAAUGGUUAGAGAUGAUUGGCUGCCAAAAGAUCUUUCAGUGCCUGGACCAGGAGCCUAUGACAUUCGCAGCGGAAAUAACUUGCCAAAAUGGACAAUAGGUGAUAAAUCAAGACUUUCAAAAACACGGUCUACUACAAGUGACCUCAAAGGAAGAAAAUCUUCUCAAGCACCAAAUCAAUUGUAA
Messenger RNA from Trichomonas vaginalis G3, 1443 nucleotides. RefSeq lists its product as uncharacterized. The record is from RefSeq and is a predicted model, not a curated record. NCBI's taxonomy places the organism in Eukaryota, Parabasalia, Trichomonadida, Trichomonadidae. Bases 1 to 1443 code for a protein of 480 amino acids. The transcript has a single exon.